GUCGUUGGUUUUCCUGGCUGAUUCAGGACAAUUCAGAUAAUCCAUUUCAUGCUAUAUCUAUGGGCGUAGCCAGGAUUUUUUCGGGGGGGGGGGAUAUAUAUAUAUAUAUCCAAAACUUUUCAAAUAAUACCGGACAUCUAUUGUUAAAAUUCUAACGGAAGAUCUAGAAAUGGAUUUAGAUGAUGUAGUUUGAUAUUGUGACAGAAAUCUAUUCCAAGCCAUGUAUAAUGUUAAAACCUCACAACAGAAAAGAGCUAUUUCCUUUCAUGUAGCGGUCAGCAAGACUGAAGUUGUUUGUAAAAUCUAAAUGAGUAGAAAGUAGAAAAUAUUAGAUUAUAUUAAUUUAUCAUGCUGUCAAGAACUACCAUAGGGAUUGCGGCCGCAAGUGCAGGAAUUUGUUUUAUUGGUUAUUGUUUUUAUUAUGAUAGGAAACGUCGUAGUGAUCCCGACUUCAAGAAAAAAUUAAGAGAAAGAAGAAAAUUAGCAAAAGAAGAAAAGGCUAGAGGUGGAGUUACUAGGUUACCUGACUUAACAAAUCCUGAAGCGAUGCAAAGAUUUUUCUUACAAGAGGUACAGAUUGGAGAGGAGAAACUUGCAAGUGGGGAUAUCGAGGAAGGUGUUGAGCACCUGAGCAAUGCUGUGGCUGUAUGUGGCCAGCCACAACACUUGCUCCAAGUUCUACAGCAGACUCUACCACCUCAGGUGUUUACUUUGCUAGUACAGAAGUUACCUUCUGUUGGAGCGAGGUUGGCAAUGGCUGGUGCAGGAGGUGCAGCUGGUCAAGGACUAACAGAGUCUACCGGUAUGGUGAUUGAUGAAGUGGUGGACUAAAUGUUUUGUGAUGAAGUCAAGUGACUUUGUGAUGAAAGAAAGAACAAAAUGAAAGCCAUGCAACUCUUUAAAAUAACAUCAUGUGUACAGGAAGAGGGACAAGGACUGGUGGUAUCCACUGGCCACAUAAAGUCUUCUUUCGCUAACUUUUUUUUUUCAGUAUUAUUGAUUCCUCAGAAGUUGAUCAACCAGCAAAAAAAAACAACAUCACUUAAAUGCUUAUUUUGUUUUAUCCUCUUUAACAUCAAAGAAGUUAUCUGCUCUUGGGUGUAUUUUGUUCUUAUGUUUAUCUGAAGGUGUGAAACUGUGUGGACCAUGUUAGUUGUAUUAUAUAUCAUUAAAUCAUUGUUAUUUUCUCACCAAC
Messenger RNA from Biomphalaria glabrata, 1195 nucleotides. Its product is annotated as mitochondrial import receptor subunit TOM20 homolog. Gene Ontology annotation, cellular component: mitochondrial outer membrane; mitochondrial outer membrane translocase complex. Lineage: Eukaryota; Metazoa; Mollusca; Gastropoda; Planorbidae. The record is from RefSeq and is a predicted model, not a curated record. Gene Ontology annotation, molecular function: transmembrane protein transporter activity. The transcript is spliced from 5 exons. The coding region runs from base 349 to 831 and encodes 160 amino acids. Gene Ontology annotation, biological process: protein import into mitochondrial matrix; tRNA import into mitochondrion; protein targeting.